AGUUUUCCACCUUUAUCUGGAAAUGCUCCAUUACUUUCUCCUCCCUUUGGCGCUCGCUUGCAGUUCCGCAAUCACACGAAAGCAAGCAGUUGGUGUUACCGGUCAACUGAUGUGCGGUGACCAGCCAGCUUCUGGUGUGAAGGUGAAACUUUGGGAUGAGGACACCGGGCCGGAUCCCGAUGAUGAGCUUGAUAAAGGUGUGACUGAUUCAAAUGGAAGGUUCAGUUUACAGGGUUCGACACGUGAACUUACGAACAUUGACCCCGUUUUCAAGGUAUACCAUGACUGCGACGACGGCAUAAUGCCUGGUCAACGCAAGGUCAAGUUCCGCAUUCCUAGUCAAUAUAUUUCUUCUGGAUCAACACCAAAACGAAUGUUUAACAUCGGUGUGCUUAACCUUGAAACGAUCUUUGCGGAAGAAGAAAGGGAUCUCUUGUAG
This is a messenger RNA of Cylicocyclus nassatus, 439 nucleotides long. The record is from the annotation of a GenBank genome assembly. NCBI's taxonomy places the organism in Eukaryota, Metazoa, Nematoda, Chromadorea, Rhabditida, Strongylidae.